AUGACACAUAUCAGGCCCCGUGCGAAUCUAAACACAAAAUCUACUAUAUAUCAAUCUAAGCGCCAUCUACAUUUUAAUGGACUCACCAAAGUCUUUUACAAUUUUGCCUCCAACCGCAUCCAAGCAUUCAACCCUCCAGGUCUCCUCUCAAAACUUAGCGACGAUCUGAAAUUCAGCCAAGCCAUCGUCCUGCCCCCAAAUGCCUCUUUGGUCGUGACUUCGGGUCAGUGUGGCUUCCGGAAGGAUGGGAGCGUGCCCGAGGAUGUACACGAGCAGAUUGGAUUGUCUUUCUCCAGCAUCGAGAAGACACUCCACGUAGCUUGGGUCGUGCAAGGAUGGACAAAUGUGUACCAUAUCAUGACUGCCAGCAUUUCUAUUACGAGGACGUGCUUGAUUUAUCUUACAGACAUCAGAGGUAGCCACGAAGAGGCUAAGGAGCAUUUUCCGAUGGCAAGAUAUGCGGCUGAGCUCUGGACAGGCUAUGCUGCGUUAGCUCAGGAUUCGGAAGAUAUCGUUCAGAAGACUGUCAAGUUCAUUGAGGAGGAAGUGACAUUCCAACGAUGGAGUCGUUUGUAUCAGGCUGAUAGGAGUUGGGCCGAUGAUCCUGGCCCGCCGCGAGCUUCCAAGCUCUACUAUGCUUGCCUCAAUAGGCUCUUGGCUGCUGCAAGAGUACUUAUUACCAAGGGAGAAGACAUCGACGCGCAAGGCGGGGAAUACGGUAAAUGCUCUCCAGGGCGUCUCGUUCGAAGGCUAUCAAGAGAUUGUCAAACUGUACUUAAUACAGAGGAAGCGAAUGCUUCUGAAGAAGGGUAUCACGCGGAUUUGUAG
Molecule: messenger RNA, 828 nt
Organism: Aspergillus caelatus
Lineage: Eukaryota; Fungi; Ascomycota; Eurotiomycetes; Eurotiales; Aspergillaceae
Exons: 1
Coding region: 1-828 (275 amino acids)
Source: RefSeq, a predicted model, not a curated record